Molecule: messenger RNA, 1562 nt
Organism: Argentina anserina (silverweed cinquefoil)
Lineage: Eukaryota; Viridiplantae; Streptophyta; Magnoliopsida; Rosales; Rosaceae
Product: peptidyl-tRNA hydrolase, mitochondrial
Exons: 8
Coding region: 383-1051 (222 amino acids)
Molecular function (GO): peptidyl-tRNA hydrolase activity
Source: RefSeq, a predicted model, not a curated record
GCCUUUUUUAAUUGGGCUUGUUUUCGGUGACCGCAGGCCCACGGGGAGCCGAAUCCUUGAGAGUUGGCCUGAACCAGAAGACCCGCCUUCAUUGUAUUCUCACCGGCGGUAAGCAGUGAAGACCUCCGGGCAUAGCCGAGAGUAGCUCAGUUUAUCAUCUGCACACUUUUCUUUGUCCUUUCGUUUUGUAUUGUUUCUCUACUUCUGUCUUUGCGAAGCGGAAGAAAGUGCCUAUCACCUGUUUGAAGAAAUGCCUGAGAGUAGUUCUUGGUGAAACCGCUGAAAUGUUGUGUAUGGUAGGUGAAAUGGAGGCUUGGAGUUCAUUCUGAAGCUUAGCGGAAGGCCCCGGUGGAGAGAGAGAGAGAGAGAGAGAGAGGGGAAAAUGAUUAGUAGGUUAAGUAAGCCGAGGUAUUUUUGCUCCGAUGCUCCACGGCCGUGGCUAUUUGUGGGUUUGGGCAAUCCCGGCGAUAAGUACAAAGGAACUAGACACAAUGUGGGGUUUGAGAUGAUUGAUGUUUUCUCUCAAUCGCAAGGGAUAGCUAUGAAUAGAGUCCAUUGCAAAGCUGUAUUCGGGCAAGGCAUGUCAAAAUGUUUUGUAGAUGGUGUCCCUGUUCUUCUAGCCAAGCCUCAAACGUACAUGAACUUGAGUGGUGAAUCGACAGGACCUCUUGCUGCUUAUUACAAGCUACCUCUCAGUCGUGUGCUAGUGAUCCAUGAUGAGCUGAACUUACCAGGUGGUGUACUCCGACUUAACCCAAAUGGAGGUCAUGGAAGCCACAGUGGUCUGAAGAGUGUGUUCUAUAAUUUUCGAGGCAACAGGGAAUUUCCUCGGCUAAGAAUUGGUAUUGGAAGGCCUCCCGGUCAAAUGGAUCCAAAAGCAUAUUUGCUCCAAAAAUUUAAUGCAACAGCUCAAGGACGAAUUGACGCUGCUUUACAAGAGGGAGUCGAUAUACUGAAGCUCCUGCUGUCCAAUGGGCUGGACGAGAGUGCGAGACGCUUCAACACAGAGCAAAAAUACAAGCACUUAAGGUUAGACACCACAAUAACAUGACCAACGUUUCUGAAGGAGACCAAGUAUAUACUCCCUUGUAGAUUGCCAGAGAAUGUGCACAAACAAGAGGCAAGGCAUCGAAUCAUAUACCUAAAUUGGGAAGUAACACUGCAUUGUUGUGCAGCCUAGACGGUAUCGACUAUUGAACAUGUGCUUUUACAUUAAAAUGUAGAACCUUCGAUCAGGCUUCAGCUGACCUCAGAGAUUUUGCUGAGAAUUGUCAUAUCCGAUCAGAUCUCUCAUAUAUUUGUAUAUUAUCCCAAAUCCAUACAUGAAAGCUUCAAGUGAUGGGGGUGAAUGGGAGGGUUGGUCUCUCCUGUGCGUGUGGUGCAUGGGAGCUAUCAUCAAGCAGCAAAAAUCCAAAUCCUAAACCUAAAAUCAGAGUGGCGUAGUGCUCUGUGGAUCCCAUCCUCGCUGGUCUCUUUACUGCUCCGCUUUUUUUGAAUACAAUCGUUACGCGCAGGCAAACGAAGUCUACUGCAACUCUCCCACGCACACUCAAGGAAUCAUA